Messenger RNA from Naegleria fowleri, 2031 nucleotides. RefSeq lists its product as uncharacterized. The transcript has a single exon. Lineage: Eukaryota; Heterolobosea; Eutetramitea; Acrasida; Naegleriidae. The record is from RefSeq and is a predicted model, not a curated record. The coding region runs from base 1 to 2031 and encodes 676 amino acids.
AUGGAGUCCUCCGCCGCCGCCGCACAGGGAAAUGUAAUGCAGGAGAGCAGUCCAACACUGAUCCUACAACCAACACCCCCUCAACAACCACAGCCAAAUACCACAGGCAGACCUCCACUCCUCACACGAAGGCUUUCUUUACUCAAUCAACAUGCCCCAAUGGAACGAGUCGGUAGCGAAGCAAACCUGAUGAUGAUCCGAAAGAAUAAGCAUCAUAGUACGGGAUCAAGUCUUAUUAUUAAUUCAACUCAAGUAGCAUGUACAACAAGCACACCGUCCUGUUCUUCUUCACCUCAAUCGCCAACGACCUCUCCCACCUCUCCAACUCAUAACCAUUGUAACAAUAUCAAUUAUAGUAUUAUUAAGAAUACUAAUACUAAUAAUAGUUCUGCAACGAAUGGAACAACAGUUUCCUUUUCGUUCAAGAACGGAAACAACCAAAACUCCACACCGUUGCCUACAUCUUCACCAAGAGGAAACUCUGUGAGUUUUUCCUUACCUCAGACAAAAGCUACGACGGCUUCCACAUCUUCUGUCUCAAACGACUCUUGCUCACUUCCACCUUUGGUCCCACCACCUCGAAGUUCGUCUCUUCCUCCACUCCAACUGAAUCCAUUAACUGCGAAUUCAUUCUCAAACUCUUUAUUGGAGACUUUGAAUAGUAGUGGAGCGAGCGGUGAAGAGAAUGAAGGGUCACCCUCCUCCCCGUCCUCAAUCUCAAGCACGAACAGCUCCUCCUUGUCAGUUUCGAGUCAAGAGCUAACCUUUGUGAAUCGAAGACGAUCCUCGGGUUCCUUUGGUUUGGUGAUGGAACAAUUGUCAUCGAGAGGUUCUCCUAUUUCGCCUCAUCUUCAGCAACAUGAAUUGCAUGGAAGGACCAGAAUGAGGAUUGAUUUGGAAAACACUUCUUUGACAUCACCAAUGCAAACACCAGACAAGAAACUCCCACUUUCAAGGUUGUUGCAUCGCAGAAACUCAUUUGCAAUGAAUGGAGUGGUGCCCUCUCCUGGAUCUCAAUCGCCUCCUAGUUCAUCAACAACACCUUCGUCAUCUUCUGUGUCUGUUACGAACGGAGGUACUAGUCACAAUAAUGUAUCACCAAGAAAUUCAGCGACACUUCUGCAUCCUCAUUCACAGCAAUUACAUGUAUCAAAGAGCGAUUCUGAGAUUGCGCAUUCGGUCAGUGACCUGCCUUCUCCCACCACCCAUUCGAAAGACCAUUCAGAGAGGCUCCCCAUACUUGUUCAUCAUCACUCCCUACGCAUUAAGGAAGAGAAAGAUUUCUCUAGCAUUUUUUGCGAGAACGAACAAGCCAUGAAAGAUAUGGAACAAUUUUCACCUCAACAAGGGUCACCACGUCUUAAUUCUUCAAGAAAUUCUGUUGUGACCAGCAUUUCAUCUCCGAGAAAUUCUCAAGUAGCCACGAACAAUCAAUCACCCUCUUCGGCCAAACCAAAGAAACCUUCAUUGGAUAGACUUAUUGAAUCGUUCUCUGAAAUACAAGAUCAAAAGAAAGAGCUCAAGAAAGAUCCUCUAUUUCAACAACACAUGAAAGAGUUUUCAACACAUGUUCGAGCCUACAACACACGAUGUAUUUUAAGUGAACAGGAAAUUCUGGAAUUUAUCAGUGAUCAACGAGAUUUUCCUGAUGAAUUGGAUCCCAACAUUCUCUCAAAAGCAAGUAACAAGGAUGUAAAAUGGUACGUCACAACUCUGGGAGAAAAAACUGUGAAUAUGCUCUGUGAAUGGAAGUAUCGCCUCAAUUACUUGGAAAGCGAAUGCAAGGAUAUGAAAAAUUUCUCAGAAGUGAAACAAAAGAUUGAACAAAAUAUUAAGCGAAUGAAAGAAACAUUGGGAAGUUUGGCAGCAACAACGGCAGCAGAACACCUGUCGGAAAAUGAAUCUAUUUUCAAAGAAUCGAAAGAUGGUGAGAGUACCAAGCAAUCAACUGCCUUGCCUUUGAAGAAAGGAAGGUCUAAAUCGUUGAUUUCCAAUAUUUCAUACAAUUCAAAGCAAAAGAACACACUGUGA